This is a messenger RNA of Zingiber officinale, 1324 nucleotides long. RefSeq names its product zinc finger protein KNUCKLES-like. The transcript has a single exon. Gene Ontology annotation, molecular function: DNA-binding transcription factor activity. Lineage: Eukaryota; Viridiplantae; Streptophyta; Magnoliopsida; Zingiberales; Zingiberaceae. The record is from RefSeq and is a predicted model, not a curated record. Bases 541 to 996 code for a protein of 151 amino acids.
AUAUCUUCUUCUAUUAUCUUGAGUCGGUCGGUCCCAAGCCUCCACUUCGCCUUUGCACAUUCCCACAAUGGCAGGCAGGCAGGCAUCCGCCGCCUCCUGUUACCACCCACUCAUCGCCAUCGACAAAUCAUGAGCGUCAACAAAUUCGGACUAUUACACGGCGCCUUCGCUUCCAAUCAUUGCUCAAACUUUCCUCGCUUAGAUCUGCCCCACGCGAUUUCAACCACCGGCGGCACACUCACCGUUGUAACAUGAAUUUUUUUUACCCUGCUCGCUAUUCGGCGGCAGCACCAGCAGUUGAGUACGAAUCACAAAUGCUUCUGAAUUAGGUAUAUAUUUAUAUUUAUAUAUAUAUAAAUAUAUAUAUGGCUGCUAGCUGAUGCCGAGGAUCACUACAAAAACAGUGCGACUUCGUUUUCUCUGGUUCUGAUCCAUCCCAAUCUCUUCUGUUGGUGUUCUUAUCCUUCUGCUUCUCGACGUACAUGUCUCUGUUUAGAUUUAUGCUGCCCUUUGUGGCUCAUCUUGGUUUGUGAACCAGAGAUGGAAUCUCCUCCGCAGCCACCGCCGCAGCCGCCUGCUGUUGACCUCUCGCUCGCCUUGUCGUCGUCGCCGCCGUCGUCACGGAAUCAGGUCGUCCGCCUCUACCCCUGUCUCUUCUGCGACAAGAAGUUCCUCAAGUCGCAGGCCCUGGGGGGCCACCAGAACGCGCACAAGAAAGAGCGGAGCGUCGGGGGGAAUCCGCUCCUCUACCUCGCGCCCCCCGUCGCCGGCUACGGCGCCUCCUUCCCCAUCGCCUCCCACGCGUGCAGGCCGGCCCACGUCGACUACCGCUGCCACCGCCCCGGGGAUCCUCGGUUCGAGUGCGUUGAGACCGUCGACAUGCUCAAUUGGCAGAGAGCAUCGCAUCCCCAUCAUGCUAUCGCCGCUGUUACUACUACCGCUGCUACUGGUGAAGAAGACAGAUCCGCCAUGAUUGAUCUAUCCUUGAAGCUUUAAGCCGCAACGACGUUCGAUUUCUCAUAUUUUAGUUCUGUAAAAAUUGUCGAAUUGUGCUUCGCUCCGGUGGCUCUUCCGGGAUUGAAGGGCUGCAUUUCCGGGUGCUGUGAACAUCAAGUUCCCUUCCACUGAAUGGAAGAGUUUUGGAUCCAUCAAAUCAAUCACCUCGCGAUAUUUGCUUAAAAGCUUGUCCAGGAUUUGACUGUUAGGACGCAGACAAAAUUAAUAAGGAGCAGCCCUUCCGAUAAUAUAAAAAUCAUUUUUCCAUCUAAACAUUUUGCCAAUUUAGAAAGGUGUUUGUUCUAAGUUCUUCUUUUAAUGGCGCAAU